Aspergillus wentii DTO 134E9 is the source of this 839-nucleotide messenger RNA. RefSeq lists its product as uncharacterized. Bases 183 to 683 code for a protein of 166 amino acids. The record is from RefSeq and is a predicted model, not a curated record. The transcript is spliced from 2 exons. Lineage: Eukaryota; Fungi; Ascomycota; Eurotiomycetes; Eurotiales; Aspergillaceae.
GUUGGCUAUCCAUUGAUUCAUAGGAAAAGUCACAUGUGAUUUCCAUCAUCCCUGGAAUGAAGCCUAUAUAUACCCCUCGCUAGUGCUCUUGACUGCAUGAAUCAACGGUUGCCCCAAGGGAAGUAGUGAACCUCUAUUUCAAUACAUAUUAUCUUGAACGGUCUCUGUUCCUCAUCAUCACGAUGCCGUCGGAUGGUCUCAGACCCCGUGGGCUUUAUUUCAUGUUGUUUAUCCGAGACUCCCCACCACCACCGAACGAUUUUCACUGGGCACUAUAUUUCCAUCACGACUCUGGAAAUACCGGUAUGAAAUAUCACAUUAAAGGAGAAGGCGGGGGUUGGAUUGCCAGUCAUGAACAUACUGCAGGAGUCCUCAAGUCUUUUCUCCUAGUAGGGCUGCUCAGGAUUGCUGACGUGCCUGUUGGCUCGGAAAUUUAUCUUGAUCAAGCCUUCAGAACAUAUGAUAAUCAGCUCAACGACCUACCUAGUAUUACCUGUCGUGUUUGGGCAUUCUGGGUUUUGGAACUACUGAAAAAGUCUGUGAAGGGACAGAGGAUCCUGAACUGCAACGAUCUACAGGCGCUCGAAGAGGAGGUUAAGAACAGGGGGAAUUCCCAUGCGAUGAGUGCUGAUAGGAAUCAACAACCGAGGCCGGUGGCAGACUCUGCCCUGUGUGGUCUGUGAUUCAAUCUCCGAUCGCUAUGAUGUAGAUGGACAUAUUCUGCAAGUUUGUGCCACAUAUUAGACUAAACCAUGUGCGCACAGUCCCCAGACACCCUGGAAGCUCUGGUGGAAUGGAUCGUCUAUACUCAUCGCUAAGCGUUGUAUGUAAUUAUCAGA